Messenger RNA from Acanthaster planci (crown-of-thorns starfish), 4575 nucleotides. RefSeq lists its product as uncharacterized. Gene Ontology annotation, cellular component: endoplasmic reticulum; Golgi apparatus. The record is from RefSeq and is a predicted model, not a curated record. Lineage: Eukaryota; Metazoa; Echinodermata; Asteroidea; Valvatida; Acanthasteridae. Gene Ontology annotation, biological process: protein targeting to membrane; peptidyl-L-cysteine S-palmitoylation. Gene Ontology annotation, molecular function: protein-cysteine S-palmitoyltransferase activity.
UAUGGUUGAUCUGAAGCUCCGUGUGUCUACAUGUAUAUGUACUGUAUCUAUCUUUGGGUUAGACAUAGUCGCUGCCGUAUGUACUGGAUAUUUUGAAUAUAUUCUCUUUGAAAAAUUCCAUGAUUGUAAAUAAAGCUUGUAUUACUAUUGAACUCCAGUGAAAAUGAGAAGAACCAGUAGAUCACAUGUAAAUAGCUGAAGGACUCGAGGCCAAAGAUGAACAAGAAGUCCACUCCCAGCAAGGCCGGGAUGACCUACAGGACCAACUCCCGCAAGAAUGGAUGGAGCUGCCCGCCUCACCCGCUGCAGUUUGUGGCCUGGAUCUUCAUUGCCUUUUUUGCGGUGAUGUUUCAUGGCAUGGCUGUACCUACCAUUCCAUAUCAUUGGCAGCCAGCCUGUCACAUGAUAGCUGGCGUGAUGCUGGCUGUGCACGUCUUAACCCACCUGGUCUGUCUGACUAUCAACCCUGCCGACCCCAACACCCUACGCAAACACAAGAAGGUCAUGCCGACGUUUGACAGGACACAGCACAAACAUGUCAUUGAAAACAACCAUUGCUACCUCUGUGAGGUGGAUGUUGGCUUGAAAUCCAAGCAUUGCAGUUCAUGCAACAAGUGCGUCGCUGAUUUUGAUCAUCAUUGCAAGUGGCUGAACAACUGUGUGGGCUCGAGAAAUUACAGGUGGUUUAUCUCUUGUCUGUGCACAGCCUUUCUAUGCUGUUUGUUUGUCUUUGCUGUCUUCCUGUACAUCUCCAUAGUCUACUGGGUCAACCCAAGGCUGCUUCAUCCAGAGUUAUUCGACAAUGCUGCAACCACUCAGCCAACAGUCACAACCGAUGAAUCCAUGUCUGGGCAAAUACUCAACAACUCAACAAGUCCGUCACCUGACAACUCCGACCCCUUGUUAGCCUACCGCACUGGUCUCCGGAUAUUUGCGGAGGUGUCCGGAAUUGCCUUCUUUGUAGUGGCCAUUGUCAUGGCUGUUCUGUUGUUUGUAACCCUUUGCCUUCUGGGUCAUCUCCUGGGCUUCCAUCUGUAUCUUAUCUGCAAAGGCAUGAGCACCUAUGACUACGUCAUGCAAGACCGCAAUGCAUUCAUCAGUGGGGAUGUCGAAUCCCAGCAACAGCGACCAAGGAAAAAAGGAUGUUGCAAGUGCCAUAACCAAGUAGCACCUCUGCCCGAAGCAAAAGAGGAGAUCGAGCUCACUGAUACCAAAAAAGACAGUACUACAAGGCAACUAGAGUCCAACAACAACUCCAACUCCAACUUACAACAGCAGCUGGUGAUAUCAGAGCCUCUCAUCAAGCAGGAACUGCAGCAACAACAGCAGAAUAGCAUACCAGUUACUGACAGCAAGCCCAAGCCCAAGAAGAAAAAGAAGUCCAAAAAGAAACCCCAUCACCUGCGUUCCCUCACAGCCCGGGAAUCUCUCCAGCCAGCCCUAAUGGGCCACCCGUUCCCUUCUUCCCAGAUGAACCUGGCACACAGCAUGCCCCAGACCUAUCUGGAGCAGCACCUCGUCAGGCGGUUCAGCCUGCCAUUGGUGACCCCAGCUGGGAUGCACCCACAAUACCCACCAUCCGAGCCUGUGGAGGACCUCUUCUUCACACAGCAAUUUCCCACCAUGCGGCGGCCUGUUGUGAGUUCCCACGACGGACAACCUCAGCAGCAUCCCAUACCCGUUCCCGCAGCCAUCAGCUUUGACUCACCCACCCCCGCCCUGGACUACCACUCCUCGUCAGCCGAAAGCCUGGUUGAGAUACCCAUUGGUCGAGUGCACCACAGGGGUUCCCUCAGCAACCCUACACAGACAGCAGUUUUGCCUGGUGGUGGGUACCAGUUAGCAGCAGCUUACCCACACCCUUUAGAGAAGUGGCAGCUCAAUCACAGCAGCCACCCCAACUUGAUGAUGAAUGGUAACCAGUGGCAACCGGACAUGAAGCAAUUCGGCAGAGGAAUGAAUUUUUCAGGUAGCAACGUAAACGGCAUUACCCAUGUUAAGAAAUCCAAAAGGACCUCAGCUAGGACUAAAAAAGAAGUGACUGGAAUCAGACCUCUAAAUGAAAUUGAAAGGGAGAGAAAGGACUCUAUCAGUGAACCUCUGCUCGUAGAAAAUUCGCAAGGAGCAACGUUGCAUCAAGUGCCAAACUCUGACCGACUUGACGGAACUCCUGGAGAAAAUGCAAAGAAGAGAACCAAGAAGCAGAAAUUGCCAACAGCCAUGGAGACAACUGCUGAAGUUCACAGGGAGCUGGACAAUCACUUGUUAGUGGGUCAACAUUCUUCCAGUGAUAGCUGGAAGAAGGAUGUGCAGGGGGUCAAUCAGGAUGCCCAAAUCUUAGAAACUCAAGACGCCCACUUUGAGCAUUGCAGCCAGGAAACUGCCCAACCAGAGGCAAGAACUCGGAGCAAACAGUUGCCAUUGCAGUCUCUCCCAGUGGCUGCACCCCGUAGAAGGAUGCUGAAGUUGGGCCCGGAGUCAUCAGGAAGUCGGACUUCUCUCCAGACCUCCUCAUCCCAGCAGCAUCUCCUGGAAGGGGCAGACGAAGGGUGUGGGCCUCCAUCGGGGAGAUCAAGGAAGGAGGAGCAGCAGGAGCCCCAGGAUGACAGCUCUCAUGACCUUGUCUCCCUGCCUGGUUCCAUCCCUGAGGUCCCGCCUCUGGAUCUCAGCCCCCUAACUGGCACCAUGGACUCCAAUCCUGCCACGGUGACACAAAGAGAACCCUCUGAGGGUGGGUCCAUCUCAGAUGCUCAGCUAGUUGAAGGUUACUCAGCCAAGGAGCCAAGACCUGUGUCAUCAAGACGGUCCUUGCUACUGCGGUACUAGGCCAAAUUGUUCAAUCAAGUUGGAUAUUUCUGUUUCUUUUCCCUUAUUAAAGCCUCUUGCAGUUUUCCUCAUUUCAAAAACUGGAAAAAAAGGAAGGAAAUUACCCCGUGGAAAUCCAGUUUCUAAUUUCAAUGGUUGGUAUAAAGCUAAUUUGUCUGUGAAAAAAAUGGCCCAUGAUUAUUUGAGAAAAAUAAACAUGGAUCAUGUUUCAAGAGGGAAAAUUCACAUUGUUUCAUUUAAACACGUUGGGAUAGUGUUUCUACCAUUAUCAGUAGGUUGAGUUGAUUUAAAUUUGAAAGGAUGGAAUGUGCAUUGUACAUUAAUCAAACAGCGGAGCAGCUUCUGCAAAUCUUAACAGAAGCUAAUUGCUGCAUCUGCAUGGACUAUGCCAGAUUGUGAAACACAUAAACAGAAUAAGCACCAAAAUAUAUAAAAUCCCUGCUGGUGUACAUGUAUCUGCACGGCAGAUGAAUUACAAGUGCACUUCUAGCUUACAUUUUUAGUGGCAAUUUUUUGUUCUUUAAAGAAAUGAGGCAUUUUACCAGCAUGAGUAGUUUUUGAAGCAGCUGUUCUCUGGUACAUUUUCAGUUCUGCUAUUGCACACACAAUUACAUGUGUUAGACCUACCGGUACCUGCACAUUCCUGAAGUUACAUGUAAGUACAUGUAGGCUGCAGACUUCAAAACCGUAACAGUUUGCAAUGGCAACCAAUAAUUAUGAAAUUUGAUCCUGUCUGAAAUGUUUUACUAAUGUAUAAUGGAAAGGGACAAGCUGGAGUUGAUAAUUUAACAGAAGCCUCUAAAGUCUCAGGAAUGAUAUCUUCAUGUGUGCAAAUGUUUUUAGUAUUACAAUGACAUAUGUAUUAUGUGGUCUGCUGUGAUCACGAUGCAGCUGCUUUGUGAGAAGCGUGUGACACUGUCACUCUGGUGCUGCAAGCUUUCUGAAUAAUCUGUCAGUUUGAUAAGCACAACUGUCUUCAUGGCAGUUAAUGGUCUACAGCCAGAUAGAUUAUAAGUCUCAGGCAGGACAUGUACUAGGCUGUGCAUGAAUUAGCCAUAUUUAUCAACAUGGUACACCUACAUGUAUCAUUAUCAUGGUGCUGCUUCUGGCAAAACAAACUGCAGCCAUAGAACCAGCCUGCCACAUCUGGGCAUGACUGAUACCAUAUCCUUUACAUGUACAAAAUAUGAGUGCACACUUGUGCCUGGCACCAAGAAGCAUGUUUUCACUUGAUUUACAGCGGACAUGUGCAUGCCUUUCACUUGAUUUUGCAAAACAAUGUUUAUUUUUUUUAUACCUAAAUUUAUCUGGUUCUGACUGUGGAUUCGCAUGUUCUUUAGACUACUUUCUAUGCACAUGUACUCGUAUAUGUUGUAAUUGUCGUACUCCAGAAUGUACAUGUGAAAGGGAUGAUGCAAUUUUCUAACCAGCGUACUUGGCAGAGUUGGACAACUCCCAGCAAAUAAGAUGUAGCAUGGAGGUAGGCACCAGCCCCCCCCCCCUUCUGCAAUUUUGAAAGUUCGCUUAAUGUUCACAUAUGCAAUACAUACAUGUACAAUCAUGGUCUUCGGCAUGGGUAAUCAUUACAUUAACAAAGCAAGACAUCGGUGUACACAUUUACACAUACAGGGUACACUGAGGUUGGUUAUUGCCGAAUGACAUGUAGCUUAACCACUUCGAGUACAUAGGCUUUAUAUACAGAGCCGGGGAGCCCGGACCUGGGACAAUAGAGUUGGGCCUUAUAACAAA